UGAACUGACAGCAGAGGGCGUGACUCACCUGUCAAAUCUGACAGGUGAGCCACGCCUUCAUCCAUCAGCUGAUAAAGACGCGUCACAAACACAUCAGUGACACUCUGAUGAAGGCGGAAGAUUCCGCCGAAACAUGUCAGGUAAAUGAACCUAAAACAAAUUUGUUUGAUAUAGAAGAACCAGAGAAGUAAAUAUUAUUCUUAUAAACAAGCAGUUUUUCAAGAUAAAAUACAUCUAUACUAUCUAUCUCCAAAGUUAAACACAACUAAAUGGCACUGAAGAAGCUGUUGAAAUGAAUAACACAUUAGAUUGUUAGAUAAAGGCGUAUCAUAAGUUCACGCACAGCUGGUGUUCUGUCACAAAAUGGCCCAAUAGGCUUGUUUAGGAUGCUUCCAUCCAACACUUGAAAGCGUGGAAUAGAACUGCUGGAGGGUAAAAAAAAAAGUCGACGGAAUGGGUAUGUACUGGAAUUUUUUUAUGUGAAUACAUGCACAUGAAACCGAUUCUCGACACCGAUCCCUAGUGGAUUUAAUUCCUCAGCCUCUCCUCAUCUUUGCAUAUCUUUUUUUCCCCUCCUCCCUGUCAGAUCUUACAUAAUGCGACAUGGAAUUAUUAGAACAUAAACCACACACACACUAAUCCCUCGUUGCUAUCGCUUCAAAGAACCGCUGCAGAUAUUCAAGCAAAAAAAAAAAAAAAAUAAUCAGAGUAUGCGUGGCAGGUUUAUGAUGUUUAGUUACAUCAGAGUAUAUUGAAUGUGGAGUGUUAAUGUGUGAACCUGCAUAAAAUUAGCAUCAAUUUACCGGAUUAUUCUUCUUGUGCAUGAUGCCAAAAUGGAUUUAAAAACUACAGCAACAGGAUGUACAAUAUUCCCUCCAUUGAUCCAGAAGACUCCUAUAGUAAGAACAUUUAGUAUAACACUCAAGUCCCUAAUAUUUGAUUUUACACUGUUCAGUUUUCAAACGAGCCAAUAGGAAAUGGCUUGAAACUUGUGUUUUGCUUACGCCUCAUGACAUAAAAUUCUUUCUUAACCCCAAUCCCCCGUAUGGAUGUGUGUGUCUACCAAAUCUUAAUCCUCAUUGUUAUGCUUGACAGGCUUUGUCUCGGGAUUAAGACGCAGGUUUGGACAUCUAGGCGCAUUGCUUUACAUAGACUUGUACCUUCCCAUACUUCAAUUGGCUCACAAAAUACAUGUUGAGAAAUUGCAAAUAAAAGAUUUAUGUGCUUAUUUUAUUUUACACUUGAUGGGUAGAUGGAUAGCUAGCGAGCUAAAUAGCUAAUAGUUAGAUACUUUAUUGAUCCCGGGGGGAAAUUCAGUUUUCCAGCAAGACAAACUGAUGAUACAAGUGCAAACGUAAUAUUGUUUGUAUUUACAUAUCCACGAGAGAGAAGUUGAUGUUUUUUGUGCUAUCAAGCCUCAGAGAUGAAGUGACAUCUGCUACAAAUGCUUUGCGUGCCUUAAAAGUUCAUUAUCCCUACUUUGUACUUAAUCUUCGCCCUGGCAUGGCCUGAUAGAAAUUACAUGACCAUGCAAGCCAAGCAGUUUGUUAAACUUCGACGUAGAUAGUCAUUUCGUUUCCCUUUGACUUCCUCCACUGCUGCUUUAUCUUGCCAUGCAAGCCAAGUAAGCAACGAGUCAUCUUAUUAGCUGAACAAACGUCUCGGAAUCCUCGUGUCUGGUUGGUUAGCAAUGUGAUCUUCAGACGUCAGCCAAUGGUGACACUAAGAUUAAGGAGGAAGUCAAUCCAAUAGAGUGUUUUCCUUCUCAGGACCAACGUGGUUCUUGUAAGAAUAGAAAUCCUAUAGAGUGUCAACUGCUCUGGUCUGGUCUGAUUCCUUUUUCAUUGCUUUUCUGUUUUGGCGAACAUCAAACCUAAACUCGUUUGCUGAUCCAGCCAAAAAGUGUCAAGCAGAGAUGCCGUCCCCAUUUGGAGCAGGCCAAGCUCACGAGAAGAAAAUCGGCCACAGGAGAGUCGAUGCCUCAGGAGAGACAACGUACAAGAAGACCUCCUCCUCCGCCUUAAAAGGAGCCAUCCAACUGGGUAUUGGCUAUACGGUUGGCAAUCUCAGCUCCAAGCCCGAGAGAGACGUGCUCAUGCAAGACUUCUAUGUGGUGGAAAGUAUCUUCUUCCCCAGCGAGGGCAGCAACCUUACACCGGCCCACCACUUUCUAGACUUCAGGUUUAAAACCUACGCCCCCGUGGCUUUCCGCUACUUCAGGGAACUGUUUGGAAUCCGGCCAGAUGACUACCUGUAUUCCCUUUGUAAUGAGCCACUGAUUGAGUUGACCAAUCCAGGGGCGAGCGGCUCCAUUUUCUACGUAACACGCGAUGAUGAGUUCAUUAUCAAAACUGUCCAACACAAGGAGGCAGAGUUUCUACAAAAACUGCUUCCUGGCUACUACAUGAACUUGAACCAGAACCCUCGGACAUUGCUGCCAAAGUUCUUUGGCCUCUAUUGUGUCCAGUGCGGGGGUAAAAACAUCCGACUUGUUGUGAUGAACAAUAUUCUACCGCGCUCUGUACGCAUGCACCUUAAAUUCGACUUGAAGGGCUCCACUUAUAAGAGGAGAGCGUCGAAAAAAGAGCGGGAGAAAACCAAACCCACUUUUAAAGAUCUGGACUUCCUGAGUGACGUUCCCGAGGGUCUCAGUCUGGACCAGGACACGUACAAUGCUUUGGUCAAAACCCUGCAAAGAGACUGUCUGGUGCUGGAGAGUUUCAAGAUAAUGGACUACAGUUUGCUCCUCGGAGUCCAUAACAAGACACAAGCACAGAGAGAACGUCAGUCCCAAGGUUCGCCAGCAGGUGGCGUGGAUGAAAUGCGGCCUGCUGCUCAGAGAGCUCUGUACUCCACUGCAAUUGAGUCCAUACAGGGAGGGUCCACAUGCAGGGAAACUCUCGAUCAUGAUGACACAAUGGGUGGAAUUCCAGCCAUGGGAGUCAAAGGAGAGAACCUCCUCCUGUUCGUCGGCAUCAUCGACAUUCUGCAGUCCUAUCGCUUGAUUAAGAAAUUGGAGCACUCCUGGAAGUCUCUCAUCCACGAUGGGGACACAGUAUCCGUUCACAGGCCGGGUUUCUACGCCGAGCGCUUCUACAAAUUCUGUAGCGCAGUUGUCUUCAGGAAGAGCUGCUCAUUAAGACCAUCUCCUUCAAAGAGAGGUCGAGGAACUCUCGCCAUGUUAAAAUCCGGGUCGGCCGGCCAGCGUCCGUCGCAAAACGACGAGGUGCAGGAAAACCUGGAGAGCCUGCGAGGACCUCACAGCUUCCUCAUGCUGGAGGACAGUGGGAGAGAGCCGCCUUGCACGCCUCCCUCUUUUGAAGACGCCACCACGGCAUCAAUCGCCACCACGCUCUCCUCGAACAACUCCUUACCCACCACCACCCCCUUCGAUACACCCGAGCACCCGCGCUGCAGGAAACAAAUGCUCUCGCCCAAUAUGGCCAAGCUCCACAAAGAGAUUGUUGACGUCCAUGAGAAGAGACAGGACACCAUAACGGUAGAGGUUGAGCUCAGUAAAAUUCCAUCCAGCACUGAGCUGACACAGAAGACCGAAGCGAGCUCGCCAGCUGACAAUCAGCCCAGCUUCAUUCCUCCUCCUUCCACUGCGCAUUACUCGUCUACGCUUCCUCCCACCUUCCUGUCCUCCUCCGCCACUGCUCAAUCAGCUUGCCAAUCCUCCUCCACACUUUCCUCUUCCAUCCGCCCCUCCACCGAAGCACUCAUCUCCCCCCUCACACGCGCGGCGACCCCUCGCACGCAAGCUACACGUUCCGCUUCGGCGAACCCUCCGGCCCCAACCGCACUGCAGCCGUCCUCGGCGUUUACCCCCAUCCGUCCCGCGUCCCCUCACGCCUCCACGCAAAGUUCGUCUGCGGGCAAACCAAUGAGCAAUCAGCUGUCCGUCUCCAGCAGCCACAACUCACUGGAUGGGGAGGUGCAGGUUUCUGAUAUCUACUUUACUCAGGACGACCAGAGCUGUGUGCAUUCUCCUCAUUCCAGCUCUGAGGAUGACUCAUGAGGAACGUCAGACAUCGCUCAGAGAGGAGCAGCGAGAAGCAAGAAGAGUGUGAAAGAGCUCGCAAGUUGUCGAUCGAACUGAUACAGUACUCCUCUGCAUUGAUGCUGAGAACAUAGGUUGCAUGUGGAAUUUUGUAACUGUGAUUCAGAUCGACCUUAAAAGCAUUUAGUCUAAAUGAUCCUCAUACUGUACAUAAAGGCAAAUACAUACUCAGCCAUUCAUAGAAAUACAUAUAUAAAAACAAAAUACAAAUGUAAGAAGAGAAAAUUCCCAGAGAUGAAAUUCCAGACAAUUUAGAGUGGUGCAAUAAAUUAUAUUGAUCAAUAUGCUGGCUAUGCAAUAUGGACUAUUAAUUUUUUUAGCAACAUAAACAUAUUGCACUUUAUUAUUGUACUUUUAAAAAAAGAUAUUGUUUUUCAAUCAACACCUAUUGUAUUUUUAUUUUAUUUUGUCAUAACCGUUGCAGACAGAUAUUGUCGCAAUGUCUACUGGUCCAAUGUCAAACAUGCCUUAUUGACUGUCACAUUUCGAUCUGCAAUAUUAUGUGAAAAAUAUUUUUCUAGUUUUCAAUGAAAGCAUGAUAAAGAUGGCGAACAUCUUUUGACAAAAUGUUAAGUCAAACACUUUUGUGAAUGUGUGCACACCAAUAAAAAAUGGGCAAUUAAAAAAAAAAAAAAAAAAACAUACCUGCAUGGAGCAUUGGCCAGCAUUGAAGAGUCCUUCCGAUGAGAUGACGCUGAUAUUCGGCUUGCCUCUGUGGCUGAUGUCGCUCCAGUCUUCACCAACCCCAAACAUUUGUUCUUCUCACAUCUGGAAUUUCCAAACGAUCCCAGAGAACAACAAUCCAGAAAUAAUCCAAUCCUGGGGCUAAUAAACAGUGUUAACUAGUAUGCACUUGCAUUUGAAAGUAAGGACAGUUCUGAUGGUGGUGAAGGUAUAUAUAUAAAAAAAACAAAAGACCUGCAGGUUUAUUUUCCCAAACGAUAAUUGUUGGCUACCUGUCAAGCCCUGCCAUGUUCAAGACAACCUCGGGUUUUAUUAUAGGCUUCCCAGGACAAUGCAUGACAAUGCAUGAGAGUCUCUCUUGUGGCAUGGAGGUAAAUUACAUCAACCCAAAACUAAUGCAAAAGGACAAAAAAAAGGCUCAUCCUGGUUUUCAGAUGUCAUGGGAAAAAAAAUGUUAACAAAUGUUUGUUAACUGUACAUUUAUAUAAGUCUAUAUAUGCUUCCACAUGUAUAAAUGAUAUCUUGACAGAAAUUGUAACUGUGCAAUUCUCUAUUGAUGUUAUGUUAUUUUUUUAUUAUCUAUCAUCAUUUACUUUUGUUCCUUUCCUGCACACAUACUGAAUAUAUAGAGAAUGUAGUGAAUAAAGAGCAUGUAAAUAUACUUAA
This is a messenger RNA of Syngnathus typhle (broad-nosed pipefish), 5413 nucleotides long. Its product is annotated as phosphatidylinositol 4-phosphate 5-kinase type-1 gamma-like. The transcript has 17 exons. The coding region runs from base 1916 to 4021 and encodes 701 amino acids. The record is from RefSeq and is a predicted model, not a curated record. NCBI's taxonomy places the organism in Eukaryota, Metazoa, Chordata, Actinopteri, Syngnathiformes, Syngnathidae. Gene Ontology annotation, biological process: phosphatidylinositol metabolic process. Gene Ontology annotation, molecular function: phosphatidylinositol kinase activity.